This is a messenger RNA of Labrus mixtus (cuckoo wrasse), 2536 nucleotides long. RefSeq lists its product as uncharacterized. The transcript is spliced from 13 exons. Bases 151 to 1668 code for a protein of 505 amino acids. The record is from RefSeq and is a predicted model, not a curated record. Gene Ontology annotation, cellular component: membrane. Lineage: Eukaryota; Metazoa; Chordata; Actinopteri; Labriformes; Labridae.
AGCAAAGGCCCAGCCAGCAGUGAAGAAGGAAGUUCAGAGUUACGUAGGUGUUCCCAUGUCGUGUUUAUAUGGAUAUAUCUCACACAAUUCAGCUGAAUAAAGUGUAACUGCGUCUUCAAAUCGACUGAUAGUCCUCCUGGAGAGGACAGGAUGUCUCUCACCAAGACCAAGGCUGAUGGGGUCACUGUGCUCACCUUAACCUCAGACCCCCAAAGUCUUUGUCCCCCAUUUUGCCAAAUUCUUAAGAGCCGUUGCUACAGCCCCCCAUGUUGCGACUUAUCUAAGCACCUGAAGAGGGUCCAGGGAACUUCUCAGUCACUCCUGGGGGCUCUGCAAAUUAUGAUUGGCUUGCUGAACAUUGGUCUUGGAGCCAUCCUCACUGGCAACGCCCCUUCCUGGCAAAAGUUUAACUACCUCUUUCCUUUUUGGUUAGGAGGCAUGUUCAUUUUCUUUGGUGCCAUGUGCAUCUUGUCUGAGAAGUGCCCAAGACCGUGGCUGGUCAUCCUCACUGUGAUUCUGAAUCUAUCAGCAGUUGGUUUUGCCAUCGCCGCCAUUAUUCUCUACAGCAUCAAUAUGGUUGUCGUUGAUAUGCGGUGGCUUUGUGAAGCAGAUAAUUAUGAGUAUGACUUAGAUCAUACAGCGACUCCUCUGGAGAAGAUCAUGACAGAGAAAUGCUACGAGGCGGAAAUGAUGGUUAUGGACCUUUGGAGAAGCAUUUUCACCUUUCUGAUCAUGCUGUCGGUCCUUGAGUUCUGCAUCGUCAUCAGCUCUGCCGUCUUGGGGAUCAAGGCUCUGAAGUUCACUAACAAAGGAGAAAACAAGAGCCCUGAUGACUCAGAACACUACAGACAACUGCAGGAGGCGGACGUUACCAGGAACCCUACGUCCUCAGGAGUGUGCGAGAUGUCUGUGACUUUGACCAGGGCUGACGGGGUCACCGUGCUCACUUUGACUGCGGACCCCCAAAGUGCUUGUCCCCCAAUAUGCCAAAUCCUCAAAGGCCUCUGCUACAGCCCCGUGUGCUGCACGGGGUCUCAGCACCUGAGGAGGAUCAAUGGAGCUCAGUCACUGCUGGGGGCUGUGCAAAUUAUGACUGGGCUGCUCACCAUCGGCCUCGGAACGAUCGUCUUCAUCAGUCACAGUUCCCCUUGGUGGGGUGUUGAUUCUACCAUGUGUCACUUUUGGUUAGGUGGAUUGUUCAUUUUAUUUGGUGCUAUGUGCAUCCUGUCUGAGAGGUGCCCCAGUCCAUGUCUGGUCCUCCUUAACGUGAUUCUGAAUCUAACAGGAGUUGCAUUUGCCAUCACCGGCAUUGUACUCUACACCAUAAACAUUACCCUCUUGAGGAUGUGGGAGGGAGAUUGUGAUCCUGAUUAUUACAACAAUUACUAUUAUAACAGACGAUACAUCAGGCCAACUCCGUCUCCGUCUCCAGAGCAGAAGUUGAUGAUUGAGAAAUGCUUGGAGGGCCAAGCAGUGUCUCUGAUGGUUUUGAGAAGCAUCAGUGCUGUUCUGAUUGUCCUGUCUCUCCUGGAGUUAUGCACAGUCAUCAGCUCUGCUGUCUUGGGGAUCAAGGCUCUGAGGAGCCGUGAAAAGACGGACAACCAGAGCCCUGAAGACCCAGAACACAAACAACUGCUGGAGGAGCUCCUCAGUAAUCCUACAGUCUAAUGACAAUCUCAGCUUUGUGCCAUAUAACUAAAUGUUAACCAAAUGCAUUUAGACAUUUAAUGUUAUGUAGUGUGACAUUGAAUUACUCUACUUCAGCUAGCACAGUCUCUGCUAAACUUCAUUUCCUUGGAGGGCUGCUUAAAAAAUAUCUGUAAAUAUUAGAUUCAUGUUUGAAUAUUUGAUUUUGCAGUGUUUAUGGGUAUUAGAUCAAAUUGUUAACGGGUACGUUUUGGAUGUGGGUUUGGUUUUCAUUGGAAGGACUUAUUUUUUUUCCGAGUAAAUAUUUCAUUCACAGACCAGGAUGCUUUUUAUUCUCAUGCUGUGACGUCUGUCUGUGAAUGUCCUCGUGUAUUGCACAAUCACACCAGGACUUUUUAAACUUCAUCUUGCUGAAAACGUUUCCUGCAAUGCUGCUGUUUCUGAUCUCUCUUAUUUGAACACUGAAAUAAUCAUACCCUUUCACAUUCCUGCUGUUUGAAUCCUUACAUUUGUGUGUGUUAAGAAAAUAACCAAUUUCAUAAUAAAACAGUUGUUUUCUCUUCCUGUGAACAUUUCAACUGUCUGAUGACUACUGACCUAUAGUACUAACAUUCAAACAACUAUAAAGCUUUUUUUGUAGCUAACGAUCCAAUCAAAUUCAUCCAGAUGUUAUGUCCCGCCUUCUAUCUUGUGAUUGGUUCAUCCCGUUAGAUACUCUUGCAAUUCAAUUUCAUGGGGACUUUAACAAAAUAUCUAACAAGAUAAAGUCAUCAUUUUUAUGUUUUCAGCUGUAGAUUAAAUGCAUAUAACGCAUGAAUGAUCAUUCAUUUUGAAAAGCUUCUCAAUAAAAAGAAAAAAUUUAAAAUUAAACACCUCUACUGACCCUUGA